AAAGACUAUGGCAUGUCCAUCCAUUCGAUCGAAGCAACAGUGUAUUAGUCGAGGAUGCUGAAGGUGAGCGCUUCUGAGAAGAAGUACAUCGUUGAGGGCGUCGCCGCCGACGUGCGCGCAGACGGACGUGACCGCCUCUCGUACCGCAGCCUGUCGUUAGAGACAUCGCUGCUCGCGCAGUCCAACGGCUCAGCCCGCGCGUCACUGGAAGCGUCGGGUACUGACGUGCUGGCCUCCGUCAAGCUAGAGGUCGCCUCACCACUACCCGAGGCCCCCAACGCGGGCAUCGUCCAGGUCGCUGUUUCCUGCUGUCCGUCUGUCUCGGCCAAGCUCCAUGGACGAGCUGUGGAGGAGCUAAACGUGGAGCUGUCGCAGCUUAUGACGCGAUUGCUGUGCUCGUGCCCCAGUGCCGAACUUGAGAAGUACUGCAUCAUCCCGGGCGAGAGCGUCUGGUCCAUCAGCAUUGACGUGAUGGUGUUCGAGUCUAGCGGCAACCUGCCGGACGUCAUUUCCAUGGCUAUCUACGCGGCGCUCAACGACACGGUGUUCCCGUCGGUGCGGCUGGUUGGCGUGGAGGGCGAAGACAAGACCAUCGAGGUGGACACGGACCCUGCAGCUGGCAAGCUUAUGAUGGCGCAGCAGUGGCCCAUCUGCGUGACACUCAGUAAGAUCGGCGACUAUUUCAUCACUGACCCACUGCAAGAGGAGGAGCUGUGCACGACAGCGCAGAUGAGCGUGGCCGUCAACCCCGAGGGAAGCGUCUGCGGUGUCCAGAAGAGCGGCAACGGCGCCAUCGAGAUGGAGGAAAUGCAGCAGAUGAUCGAUGAGGCGUGCGCACGAUCGAAAGAGCUAUUUAAACUUCUACAGGAGGCUCUGCGCGAGCAGAGAGAUAGAGAUGCCAAGGCAGGGCACAGAGUGGAGCGGGUUGGCUUUCUUGGAUAAAGCAAAUGAAAAAUAGAGCUAAAGUGCCGAGUGGUAUCAUGUUGCAUGUUGUUACUGGCUAGAUAUUGCAAUUCUG
Molecule: messenger RNA, 1018 nt
Organism: Phytophthora nicotianae INRA-310
Lineage: Eukaryota; Oomycota; Peronosporomycetes; Peronosporales; Peronosporaceae
Exons: 1
Coding region: 55-942 (295 amino acids)
Biological process (GO): exonucleolytic trimming to generate mature 3'-end of 5.8S rRNA from tricistronic rRNA transcript (SSU-rRNA, 5.8S rRNA, LSU-rRNA); TRAMP-dependent tRNA surveillance pathway; nuclear polyadenylation-dependent mRNA catabolic process
Cellular component (GO): nuclear exosome (RNase complex); cytoplasmic exosome (RNase complex)
Source: RefSeq, a predicted model, not a curated record